Staurois parvus is the source of this 441-nucleotide messenger RNA. NCBI's taxonomy places the organism in Eukaryota, Metazoa, Chordata, Amphibia, Anura, Ranidae. The record is from the annotation of a GenBank genome assembly.
CCCUCCAUAUCAUGUGAUUCAGGUGCUCCAAUCCCCUCCAUAUCAUGUGAUUCAGGUGCUCCAAUCCCCUCCCAAUCAUGUGAUUCGGGUGCUCCAAUCCCCUCCCAAUCAUGGGAUUCGGGUGCUCCAAUCCCCUCCCAAUCAUGGGAUUCGGGUGCUCCAAUCCCCUCCCAAUCAUGGGAUUCGGGUGCUCCAAUCCCCUCCCAAUCAUGGGAUUCGGGUGCUCCAAUCCCCUCCCAAUCAUGGGAUUCGGGUGCUCCAAUCCCCUCCCAAUCAUGGGAUUCGGGUGCUCCAAUCCCCUCCCAAUCAUGGGAUUCGGGUGCUCCAAUCCCCUCCCAAUCAUGGGAUUCGGGUGCUCCAAUCCCCUCCCAAUCAUGGGAUUCGGGUGCUCCAAUCCCCUCCCAAUCAUGGGAUUCGGGUGCUCCAAUCCCCUCCCAAUCA